This is a messenger RNA of Nicotiana tabacum (common tobacco), 2159 nucleotides long. RefSeq names its product BOI-related E3 ubiquitin-protein ligase 1. Lineage: Eukaryota; Viridiplantae; Streptophyta; Magnoliopsida; Solanales; Solanaceae. The record is from RefSeq and is a predicted model, not a curated record. Gene Ontology annotation, molecular function: ubiquitin-protein transferase activity.
AAAGAAAAAGAUGGAGACCUUAAACCAAGUGAUAGUUAAAAAGAUAAUGGAUUAGAAAUAGGAGGAGAUAGAUGAGAAACACGAGAGAGUCCCUCCAUCUUUAAAGAAAAGCCAAAGCCCACGCGAAAGAAGAGAAGAGCAAGGAAACAAGGAACCAGAAUAAGAGGCCUGCCCCUCUCUCUCUGUCUCUCUUUGGACUGAUUCGGUUUGAUCGCAUCUACUGCUAUUUCUCUCUCUCUCUCUCUCUCUCUCUCUCUCUCUCUCUCUCUCUCCCAUAUGCUUUGAAAAAAGCAUAUAGCAUAGGAAUCAAGGCAAGCGAAGCAAGCAAGUAAAAAAGAAAACCAACAAAGUAAAAGUUUCUUAGGUGGAAGGAAACAAAGUGUGGGUCAGCUUGGUGGCUUCUUCUUCUCAGACAUGAAAAAAAACUCAUUCAACUCCGCAAUUUCUUCUCUUUAAACUCCGAAUCCCUCUCUUAUCUCUCUCUCAAGAAUCAAAAGUUUCUUUCUUUUCCUUAAAUACAACACUUGUCUCAAUCUUUUCAUUUUCUUGAUAUUUCCUUUGGUUUGGUUAUAUAGUUAUAUAGUCCUCCAUAGUUUGGGGCAUCUUCUUCUCCUGAUUCAUGUGUUAGCCUUAAUUAGGCCUUCCCUUUCUCACCACUCUCAUUACAAAUUAAGAGCCAAAUCACAAUCUCUCUUCAUUGCCAUCACAAUUCUUGUUUGCAUAUCUUCAACUUGACACUUUUUUCUCUAUAUAUUUACCUUUCUGUUUCGAUCAUAUAACCUUCAUUCUUAAAUGGCCGUUCACGCUCAAUAUCCAUCAAAUGUUCUCCUUUUAAACAGAAGUGUACAAGAACGAAAGAACCCACUUAACAAUGAUGAUUACUCGUUGCAACCUCAACCUGGUGGAGCAUCAAUUCUUGAUCACACACAUAUGCUAUUCAAUCCAGAAGCUGGCUCCAACCAUUCGUGUAAAAGAAGAAGAGAAAUAACCACCAACACCACUAGUACAACGGCAGCAGCAAUGAAUCCAUUAAUCUCAUCAAUGCAAUCUCAGCCGCAGCAGCAGCUCAUUGACUUAACUCAGCUUCAUACGCAUCAACCAAAUGUUGUCUCAACCGGCCUCCGUUUAGCUUCCGGCCAACAGCUACAACAACAAAAACAACAUCACUCUCUUUCUCCUCAAUCUUCUCGAUCAUCAGCCUUCUAUUCAAUAUUAACAGAAGACUUCUCCACAAUUAUCAAACAGCAGCGCGAUGAAAUUGAACAUAUCCUCCAUGUUCAGAGAGAACAAUUGAGGCGGACAUUAGAGGAGAAAAGGCGUACACACUAUCGUGCGCUGCUCGGGACUGCCGAGGAAACAAUGGCACGCCAACUGAAGGAGAAGGAAGCCGAGGUGGAGAAAGCGGUUAGGCGCAACGCGGAGUUAGAGGCGCGUGCAGCGCAGCUGAGUGCGGAGGCGCAGGCGUGGCAGGCAAGGGCGAAAGCGGAGGAAUUCACGGCGGCCACGCUGCAGGCACAGCUACAGCAGGCGAUGAUCAAUAACGGCGCCGGAGGGUGCAAUGCGCACCUCCCGGAGAGUGACGGCGGCGAAGCGGAAGAUGCUGAGUCUGUCUACGUUGACCCGGACCGAGUCAUUGAGUCAAUCGGGCCGAGUUGCAAGGCUUGCCGGAAGCGAGUUGCGUCGGUGGUGCUUUUGCCGUGUCGGCAUUUGUGUGUUUGUACGGAUUGUGAUGCUGUGCUUCAAGCUUGUCCCCUCUGUUUCUCCAUUAGAACCUCAAGUGUUGAGGUUUUUCUGUGUUAGGCCCAAUUCUCGGCCCACGAUCUUUGCAGCCCAGGCCCAUGGAUUCUAACUUUUGUAUGCAUGAUUGCAUGGUAAAUGGGGUAGAAGUGAAAAAAAAGUAAAAGAAAACAUAAAAAUAAAUAAUGAAAUAUAUUAGUCAUGCUUUUCUUUCUUCAAAACUUUCUUCUUUUCUUUUACCCUUCGACUUGGUUUUUUUUCUUUUGGCUCCAUUUUGAGGACACAAAUCAUUGUUCUUUAUUCUUUUCUUCUUGAAGUGAAAAUACCUUGGAGAUGUUGUACAUUGUGAAAUGGUGAGGCAUUGCCUUUCCUGUUCUUUUUUGUCCUUUUUAUAAUUUCAAUUCAUUUAUAAAAUUCUUUCA